This is a messenger RNA of Brettanomyces bruxellensis, 1011 nucleotides long. It is a transcript of the gene MTD1, whose product is annotated as NAD-dependent 5,10-methylenetetrahydrafolate dehydrogenase. Gene Ontology annotation, biological process: purine nucleobase biosynthetic process. Gene Ontology annotation, cellular component: cytosol. The transcript has a single exon. NCBI's taxonomy places the organism in Eukaryota, Fungi, Ascomycota, Pichiomycetes, Pichiales, Pichiaceae. The coding region runs from base 1 to 1011 and encodes 336 amino acids. The record is from RefSeq and is a predicted model, not a curated record. Gene Ontology annotation, molecular function: methylenetetrahydrofolate dehydrogenase (NAD+) activity; methylenetetrahydrofolate dehydrogenase (NADP+) activity.
AUGUCUACACAGCAGCAAUCGAUGGCAACUCCAUGCAAGGUUGUGCCCGCAAGCAAAAUAGCCCAGAAGUAUCUCAAAGAUGUCGAACAACUCACUUCAAAGUUGGAUAAACCACUUACAUUAGUGGGAUUAUUAGCUAACGAUGAUCCAGCAGCCAAAUUGUACGCAAACUGGACCGGGAAAACCGCCAGCAAGCUUGGAUUCAACUACAAGUUGGUGGAAAUCCCGCAGAAGGACCAAUUGGAGGAGGAAAUCUACCAGGCAAACAGAGAUGAUAACGUUGACGGUAUGAUUGUAUACUUCCCGGUUUUUGGUGACAGGCAGGACCAGUAUCUACAGCAGUGUGUUUCCAUAGACAAGGAUGUGGAGGGCCUCAACUUCCAGUACAUCUCGAAUAUGUACCACAACGUGAGGUUUUUAGAUAGCGACCACAAGAAAAAAUCCAUUUUGCCAUGCACUCCUUUGGCAGUGGUGAAGAUUUUGGAGUAUUUGGGAGUGUACAACAAUCUGUUGGACUAUGGCGAUAGGCUCUACGGAAAAACAGUCACCAUUAUCAACAGAUCGGAGAUUGUCGGCCGGCCAUUAGCCGCACUUUUGGCAAAUGAUGGUGCCACAGUGUAUUCUGUCGAUAUUAACGAUAUUCAGAUAUACGAGAGGGGCGACGGACUCCGUUUGAAGCAGCAUCAGGUGAAAGAAUGCACCAAGAGUCUCGAGGAAUGUGCCAAGAGCUCUGAUAUCAUCAUUACAGGAGUUCCAUCCAAGGACUACAAGUUCCCUACAGAGUACAUAAAGAGAGGAGCUGUUCUUGUGAAUUUCUCGAGUGAGAAGAACUUCGAUGGCGAGGCCGUGAAACAGGUUGCCUCCAUGUACGUUCCUAUGAUUGGCAAGGUCACAAUUGCCAUGCUUCUUAGGAAUUUGCUUAGGUUAAGAAUUAACAAGUAUGGAUCGCUAGAAAAGCCUAGUGAGGCCAAGAACGAUGACAAUGGGGAAGAGGAGAAGUCCGAGAAUUAG